UGUUGCGGCAUUGACGUUAAAGUCAUAGCGCAAAGAGCUUUAGAUAUAGAAUUUACGCUGUCCUGAGUGAAGCGUAUUGCAGAUAGUUCCAUUGGAGUGAAUUGGGAAUAACGGGUUGAUUUCACAGAACAAUUGUAGUCUGAAGACAAUACUUGAAAAAGCGUACCAGACGAAUCAAUUACUGCACAGCUUUGUCGCCCAUAAGUGUCAGAAAUUCCUCACGAUCAUCGUGCUUAUACCUGUGCAUGGCGGCUGUCAUCCUGUGUGUUACAAUUUUUGUUAAUAAUUCUAAGCAUUUGACUAGAAUUUUUUAGAUCCUUCUAGUGCAACGAAGAGAAAUGGCAGAUUCUGCAAGUGAAUCCGAUUCGAGCAGUAUUGACGGAGGUCCAAUAAUGAUGCCCCCAAGCCCCAUUACUAGAGAACAACUACAAAAGCGCAUCGAAAGUUUACAGCAGCAAAAUAGAGUACUUAAAGUGGAAUUGGAAACAUACAAACUCCGCGUAAAAGCUUUACAAGAAGAGAAUAGAGGAUUAAGGCAAGCAUCGGUUAUAAUACAAGCUAGAGCGGAGCAAGAAGAGGAGUUUAUAUCAAAUACUCUGCUCAAGAAGAUUCAAGCGUUGAAGAAAGAGAAGGAAUCGUUGGCACAUCAUUAUGAAAGAGAGGAGGAGUGCUUGACUAAUGAUUUGUCUCGCAAACUGACUCAAUUGCGCCAAGAGAAAUGCCGGUUGGAGCAGACACUGGAACAAGAACAAGAGUGCCUUGUUAAUAGGUUAAUGAGGAAGAUCGAGAAGCUCGAGGCGGAAACGUUGGCGAAGCAAAGCAAUUUGGAGCAGUUAAGGAGGGAAAAGGUGGAAUUGGAGAACACUUUGGAGCAGGAACAGGAAGCACUCGUGAAUAAAUUGUGGAAGCGCAUGGAUAAGCUUGAAGCGGAGAAACGUAUGCUACAAAUUAAACUUGACCAGCCGGUUUCUGAUCCAGCGAGUCCCCGAGAUAUCCACAAUGGAGAUACUGCGACCAACUUGAGUGCCCACAUUCAGACGUUGAGAUCUGAAGUGGCUAGACUUCGACAGCAACUAGCUGUCAGCCAACAAGAGCAUACACAAAAGAUGCAACGCUACGUGCAGGAGGAGCGUUGCAUUCGCGAGGAGAAUUUGAGGUUGCAAAGGAAACUGCAGCUGGAAGUGGAAAGACGCGAAGCUCUAUGCCGCCAUUUGUCGGAGAGCGAAAGUUCUCUGGAAAUGGAGGAGGAGAGACAUUAUAAUGAACAGGUUCUUGUCGUCAGACAGCACACCGUUAGUCCUGUUCCUUAUAAUCCGUCGCCUAGCCAGAGUCGUCCAUUAAGUCCAGGCCUGUCGUUGCAAGCACCCUCAUCUAGAGAUUCUUUAAUAGUAUCUGCUUCUCGUUGCCACAGCUGUGGUCAGCUCCAACCGCCCGCAUGCGUUCCAUCGAAUUUACAUACAGUUGGAUCGAGUAGUCCUCCGGCGCCUCCCCAUAGACGCACGGGCGAAAGGUUUAUAAAGCCAGCAAUACCCGCUCCUCAGCCAGCUAGUCCCAUGGAUACUUCCGUAAACAAGGAGUGAGGUUGCCGUAAUGACAACAAAUUUUAAGCUAAAACUGGAAUUUCCUAAUAUUUGUUUACUCUUUUUACAGUUUCAACAAUGAUAAACUAUAAUGGUUGAUAAAAAAAAAGUAUAUUUAUCUGUGUAUAAAAUUGAAUAUCUAUUAUUUCAUUUUUAUAUGUAUUUCAUUUGGACAAAAUUAAUGUUUAGCAAUACCUUCAAUCUAUUGCUAGUUAUCGAGUUAAUGAACGUUUUGAUGUCUUAGCAGCUACGUGUUAACAAGAAGCAAAUAAUUAUAAAAAAAAUAAUUUGCUUGUCGAGUACUUAAAACUAUUAUAAAUGUAAAAUUUCGAUAUAUAAUAUAUUCUAUCUUAUAAGGAGCUUCUUGAUGUUUGCCUAUAUGAGCUCAUCAAAAUGUAAUUCACGUUAAAUGUUAAACUGAACCAUUCUCCAUAUAGGUUUCUUAUUUGACAAUGAAAUUGUCUACUGUUUCGCUUUUACAUUUGAUUCGUGUGUGUGUGUUUUGUUUUUCUUGUUUAUUUCACGCACCUGCACUGUCAUUCAUUUUCUUACGUUACUCUAAGGAUAUACACAUGAUCCGCUCACAUUUCAUUCCAAUUAACAACAUAUCCUUUCUUAUUCGAUUUCUUUACGU
Messenger RNA from Nicrophorus vespilloides, 2214 nucleotides. RefSeq names its product coiled-coil domain-containing protein 6. Lineage: Eukaryota; Metazoa; Arthropoda; Insecta; Coleoptera; Silphidae. The record is from RefSeq and is a predicted model, not a curated record. Bases 339 to 1580 code for a protein of 413 amino acids. The transcript has 5 exons.